AUGGCACGUGCAAAGAAAAAAGAUUUCGACAAGCAGAAGCUCAAAGUAGGCAAAUCCAAGCAGCCGGCGUCGAACGCAACCUCCACUGCGUUCACUGCCCGGGCGAUUUCUCUGCCCAACCAGGCCAUUGGUAAAAAGGCCAGCUUGCAAACAUACUUGAAUUUGACCAAGCACCACAGCGUGCAAGCCAGGAAAGAGGCGGUUGCUCAAUUACAGGACAUUGCCCUGUCUUCUCCUCCCUCGCUCGCGUCUAUUUGCCAUGCCCUGGGUCCACUGAUCCUGGACACCGAGAAAGAUGUGCGGCAGCAGGUUCUUAAAUUCAUGAAGGCUAUGCCAGAGUCGGCGUUUGCUGCGCACUCGAGCCUGCUUUUACUGUACAUUCAGUCGGCAAUGACCCACAUCACCCCGUCAAUCAGAGGUGAAUCAACGUCGUUUCUAGAUGUCUUGUGUGUCAAUUGCCCGCAAGAGGUUGCUCGCCUCGGGUUCGCGAAAACAUUGAGUCUGUUUUUCCCUCUGCUUGGCUGGCCAUUGGAGGGAAACGCCCAGGCUAGCGCUGUGUCGACUGCUUUGGCAUUCGGGAAAAUGGCCGACAAAGUGAAACUCACACACCUCCAGUCACUUUAUAAACUUCUGGAGCUGGGUCUUGCUGAUCCGCCAGUCGUCGAGGAGCCUUUGUUUCAUCCCGAGACCGCCAAGUUCAUGAUACCCAAGGUCAGUGAGCCAUUUGCAAGACUUGGGUUCGGCACGACCCCCGAAAACGUUACAGAGGACCGCGACGCACGAGAAAUCGUUGUUCACGGUGUCAAAGAACCUCUCAUGAAUGGCCUCACUGUCGUCACUAAAGAGGGUGGCGAGAUCGGACGGGUUGCCGCCCGCAUCACAGCGCUGGCGAAAUAA
Molecule: messenger RNA, 897 nt
Organism: Wickerhamiella sorbophila
Lineage: Eukaryota; Fungi; Ascomycota; Dipodascomycetes; Dipodascales; Trichomonascaceae
Product: Pre-rRNA-processing protein IPI1
Exons: 1
Coding region: 1-897 (298 amino acids)
Biological process (GO): rRNA processing
Cellular component (GO): nucleus
Source: RefSeq, a predicted model, not a curated record